UGAGAGAAUAGAAAAGAUUAUUGGAUCUGAAGACUCAUUUCCUUUCCAUUCUUUCCGUUUCCACUCCACUCCGCUCCAACGAAGAUAAAGAGAUUUCGCAACGAAGCUCUCUCUUCUCUCUCCAUCAGAUCUCUGAUACGAAGAAGAGAAUAAUAACUAGCACAAGAGGGAGAGAGACAGAGAGAGAGAGACAGAGAGAGAGUGAGAUCUAUCUUCUAUAUCCCUUACUCCUGUAUAUCAUUCAUAACAUACGAUGAAGAGUAAAGACUCCAAGCCGGGGGCCUACCUUAAUAAAAGUUCCAGAAUCGUUCCGAUGACUUUAAUGUUUAUUGUACUAUGCGGAUUUUCAUUCUACCUCGGCGGGAUCUAUUGUUCUGAAAAGGACGGAUUCUUGAAGAAGGAUGUAACACCACAAGUUCAACCUCACAGGUCUACCUCAGUAGCUCCUCUUCAAAUCAAGUCUGUCACAUUCCCUGAGUGUAGCAGCGAUUAUCAAGAUUACACACCAUGUACAGACCCUAAGAGGUGGAGGAAAUAUGGUAAUUACAGGCUUACUUUCAUGGAGCGUCAUUGUCCACCAAUGCUUGAAAGAAAAGAAUGCUUAGUGCCUCCUCCUGAUGGGUACAAGAUACCAAUCAGAUGGCCAAAUAGCAAAAAUGAGUGUUGGUACAGGAAUGUUCCCUAUGAUUGGAUAAACAAUGAGAAAUCGAAUCAGCACUGGCUGAGGAAAGAAGGCGAAAAGUUCAUUUUCCCUGGUGGUGGUACUAUGUUUCCAAAUGGAGUUGGUGCCUAUGUCGAUCUGAUGCAAAAUCUAGUACCUGGAAUGAAGGAUGGGACCGUUCGAACUGCUAUUGAUACCGGAUGCGGAGUAGCUAGCUGGGGGGGUGACCUGUUAGAUCGUGGAAUUUUGACUGUUUCUCUUGCCCCCAGAGACAAUCAUGAGGCUCAAGUUCAAUUUGCACUUGAACGUGGCAUUCCAGCAAUUCUAGGCAUUAUCUCCACUCAGCGUCUUCCUUUCCCGUCAAGUUCAUUUGAUAUGGCGCACUGCUCUAGAUGUCUUAUCCCGUGGACAGAAUUUGGUGGAAUUUACCUGCUAGAAAUACACCGAAUCCUACGGCCUGGUGGCUUUUGGGUGCUCUCUGGACCGCCAGUAAACUAUGAAAACCGAUGGCGUGGUUGGAACACCACAGCAGAAGAACAAAAGGCUGAUUUCGACAAAUUAAAAAAAUUACUAACCAGCAUGUGCUUCAAACUCUACACAAAAAAGGACGACAUAGCGGUGUGGCAAAAAGCCACCGAUAACAGCUGCUAUGAUAAGCUCACUCCCUCUUCUUACCCUCCAAAGUGUGAUGACAGCUUGGAUCCUGACUCUGCAUGGUACACUCCAAUGCGCUCUUGCUUAGCCAUCCCAAAUCCUAAAUUCAAGAAAUUGGCCGUAAAAUCUACACCCAAAUGGCCCGAUCGGUUGCAUAUUGCUCCGGAGAGAGUUUCCGUGGUACCAGGUGGGAAUUCUGGUGGAUUUAAGCACGACGAUAGUAAAUGGAAGGUGCGGGUGAAACACUACAAGUCCUUGCUCCCUGCUCUUUGGAGUGAUAAGAUCCGAAAUGUUAUGGAUAUGAACACAUUGUACGGAGGAUUUGCAGCGGCACUCAUCAAAGAUCCUGUAUGGGUUAUGAAUGUCGUCUCUUCAUAUGGAUCGAAUUCGCUCGGCGUGGUCUAUGACAGGGGAUUAAUUGGGACCUACCAUGAUUGGUGUGAGGCAUUCUCAACGUACCCACGCACGUAUGAUCUCUUGCAUCUCGAUGGUUUGUUCACUGCUGAAAGUCACAGAUGUGAGAUGAAAUAUGUGCUCCUUGAGAUGGAUCGAAUCCUACGUCCCAAUGGCUAUGCGAUAAUCCGUGAAUCCAGCUACUUCAUCGACUCUAUAGCAACCAUCGCCAAAGGAAUGAGAUGGGGUUGCCAGAAGCAAGACACCGAAUACAAUGUAGAUAAGGAGAAAUUGUUAAUAUGUCAGAAGAAGCUUUGGUAUGCAAAGCACAGCGACCAAUGAGAACGCAAGGCCCAACUAUGAAGGUUUCUAGAAUCCUCUCGAAGAAGUAUAGGAGUCAAAGACUAUUGGUAUUCUUGGAAUAGAGACAUUCAAUUUGGCAAAGGAAAACGGUUGCUCAUAAACCCCACAAUAUUUUUCGUAAAUUACAGGGUUCUUUUAGAUUGUGGUUACAUAUAUUCUUUACCGGAUUACAUCAGCAAGAUGAAAUUAAUUUUGUUUUUAUAUGUUUUUGUGUAGUUUCAGUCGUAUUUGUGGUCUCAAUAAGUGAAGUAUCACAGUUAAAGAGCAGGAUGUAUUUUUAGAUAAUAUCAGGUGUUAUUAUUGAUGUUAUAUAUAUCCGGCAUAAGUUUUUUUUCUUU
Ananas comosus (pineapple) is the source of this 2409-nucleotide messenger RNA. RefSeq names its product probable methyltransferase PMT21. The transcript has 8 exons. The coding region runs from base 254 to 2050 and encodes 598 amino acids. The record is from RefSeq and is a predicted model, not a curated record. Gene Ontology annotation, molecular function: methyltransferase activity. Lineage: Eukaryota; Viridiplantae; Streptophyta; Magnoliopsida; Poales; Bromeliaceae. Gene Ontology annotation, cellular component: cytoplasm; trans-Golgi network; endosome.